AUGGCAGCUGCAGCCGGCAAGCGAGCCUAUGCUGGCGGUGGACCAAGGAUCGGCGAGAAGGGAAAGUUUGAGGGCGAGUUCAAAGUUCAGAAGCAGGCUCCCUAUAUCAAGCACCGCCUUGAUGUCUGGGAGAGGCUGUACAAGAAGUACACGGACGGUCUAGCAUCCAAGCCACAAAAGAAGAUCGAGAUCGAGCUGCCGGAUGGCACGAAGAAGAAUGGCGAGGCCUUCAAGACGAGCCCCAUGGAAAUUGCGUCGGGGCCUACAGAGAAGCCACGGCCAGCGCUUGGCAUGGGUGUCAGUGUCCUUCCUACCCUGCUUUGCUCAAGGCAGAAGCAGCUCGCACGGGAUCAAAGAGCGUUUGUGACGCAGCUGGUCUUACUCUUUGGUUGUCUGCAGGGAUGCCUCAACUUUCCCUCGCGCUCCUUGAAGAAGUCGGCCAGGAAAAACAUCUCAGUGAAGGUGGCAGAGCUGCCACCAGACUCGGUCUUCGAUCCUGAGCUGCCCAUUCCCGCCAUCUUCGAGUUGCGCAGCCGUCCAUUUACGGUUCCGGAAUGGGGAGCUAUCGGACUCACGACUUGCGGAUGGGAUCAGAGUCUGAAAAUGUCUGAACGUGUCGCGUCGAAAUUCCAGGAAGGCGAGCAUCUGUCCUUCGACCCGCCGCGUUUCUUUCAGACGGACCUGGAGUCGCACAGGUUCCGGGCGGAGGCCCGGCCUCACAGCUGCUCUGUUGCCUUCCGCUGCAGUUCCUGGAAUUUGGACUUCAAUGUGUGCGACGGCUACGGCAACAUCGUCGGAUGUGCCAAGAUCGGGGUUGGCGAUCUUGCAAGUGCUCCGGCUGCAUCACCUUGUUCGGAUCAGUCGAGCAAGAUCUAG
Molecule: messenger RNA, 876 nt
Organism: Symbiodinium necroappetens
Lineage: Eukaryota; Dinophyceae; Suessiales; Symbiodiniaceae
Source: the annotation of a GenBank genome assembly